ACAGUCAACUUUCAAAAGUCUGUCAACCUCUCCCUUGACUUGGAUGCUUAAAAAAAAAAUCCCAACCUUGGGGGGUUCCAAUCCCCAAAAAGAUGUUGAUUAAAUUAUUCCCAAUUCCGUUGCUUAUAAUCUUAGCUUUCCCAAUUUCAGCAGAAUCAAGAUGCACCGUCAGAAGCUGCACCGCCUUAGCAUCCUACUACGUUUGGUCAGAUUCCAACUUGACCUUCAUAUCCCAGGUUCUUCAAUCCCCCCUUGUCCCUUACUCCACAGUCAAUUUCGACCCAAUCCUUGCUUACAACAAACAAGUUGCCAACAAAGACAGCGUCAAAGCCGGGAGUAGAAUCAAUGUUCCUUUCCCUUGUGACUGCAUCAAAGGCGAAUUCCACGCCCAUGAGUUCAACUACAGUAUUAGGCCACGCGACACUUACGACAAGAUCGCCAGAGAGUACUAUUCCAAUCUGACGACGGUCGAGUGGUUGCAGCGGUUCAAUUCCUUUCCGGCGGCGAAUAUACCGGAUACUGGGACGACGGUUAGUGUGGUGGUUAACUGUUCGUGCGGUGAUGCUGAUAUUUCCAAGGAAUACGGCUUGUUUGUAACGUAUCCGCUCCGGCCUGGGGAGAAUCUGAGUUCUGUGUUGACCCAGGCGAAUCUUUCGUCGGAUUUAUCGGGGUUGGUGCAGAGAUACAACCCCGGGGUGAAUUUCAGUUCAGGGGCCGGUUUGGUAUAUAUUCCGGGCAGAGAUAAUAAAUUUCCACCACUCAAAUCAAGCAAAGGAAUUUCAGGUGGAGUUAUUGCUGGGAUAUGUAUAGCAGCCAUACUGGUAUUGUUGUUGCUGGCAGUUGGUCUACAUGUUGGAUUUUUCCGGAAGAAGACGACAAAGGAAGCAACAUUGUUAUCAGCAGCUUCCCCAGAUUUAUCAGCUCAAACUGGAAACGCUUUUGGAAGCAAGGCGGUAGAAUCAACUCCAGCUGUUGCUGCUUCUCCAGGCCUUACUAGCAUUACAGUGGACAAAUCAGUUGAGUUCUCUUAUGAAGAACUUGCCCAGGCGACUGAUAGUUUCAGUAUGGCUAACAAGAUCGGUGAAGGUGGCUUUGGGGCUGUUUACUAUGCAAAUCUGAGAGGCGAGGAAGCUGCAAUCAAGAAGAUGGAUAUGGAGGCAUCUAAAGAAUUUCUAGCGGAAUUAAAGGUUUUGACACAUGUUCAUCACCUGAACCUGGUGCGUUUGAUUGGAUACUGUGUUGAAGGCUCUCUUUUCCUAGUUUAUGAAUACAUUGAGAACGGCAAUCUAACUCAGCAUUUACGAGGCUCGAGCAGGGAGCCACUUCCUUGGUCUGCUCGAGUGCAAAUUGCCCUUGACUCAGCCAGAGGUCUUGAAUAUAUCCAUGAGCAUACUGUUCCUGUUUACAUUCACCGUGACAUUAAAUCAGCUAAUAUAUUGAUAGACAAAAAAUUCCGUGCAAAGGUUGCAGAUUUCGGAUUAACAAAACUGACAGAAGUAGGAAAUGCAUCGCUGCCGACACGUCUUGUCGGGACAUUUGGAUACAUGUCGCCAGAAUACGCUCAAUAUGGUGAUGUUUCUCCUAAAAUAGAUGUAUUUGCGUUUGGGGUCGUGCUGUAUGAGCUAAUUUCAGCUAAAGAAGCCAUUGUCAAGGCAUAUGGCUCUGUCGCUGAAUCGAAGGGUCUUGUGGCUCUGUUUGAAGAAGCUUUUGAUGAGCCUGAUCCUAAAGAAGGGCUGUCCAAACUUAUCGAUCCAAGGCUCGGAGAUAGUUAUCCAUUUGACAAUGUGUUCAAGAUGGCUCAGCUGGCCAAAGCCUGUACUCAGGAGAAUCCUCGACUGCGACCGAGUAUGAGGUCAAUAGUGGUUGCUCUAAUGACUCUUUCAUCCAACACAGAGGAUUGGGAUGUUGGUUCUUUCUAUGACAAACAAGCCGUUGUCAACCUUAUGUCUGGACGAUAAA
This is a messenger RNA of Hibiscus syriacus, 1959 nucleotides long. Its product is annotated as chitin elicitor receptor kinase 1-like. Gene Ontology annotation, molecular function: transmembrane receptor protein kinase activity; ATP binding. Gene Ontology annotation, biological process: innate immune response; protein phosphorylation. The record is from RefSeq and is a predicted model, not a curated record. NCBI's taxonomy places the organism in Eukaryota, Viridiplantae, Streptophyta, Magnoliopsida, Malvales, Malvaceae.